Molecule: messenger RNA, 2742 nt
Organism: Schistosoma mattheei
Lineage: Eukaryota; Metazoa; Platyhelminthes; Trematoda; Strigeidida; Schistosomatidae
Source: the annotation of a GenBank genome assembly
AUGGAUUUGGGAUUUUCUAAAUUAAUGAAUACAAAUCCAAUGUAUACAAAUUAUUAUUCAGAAAUUAAUAAUAAUAAUAAUGACAAUACAUCAAAAUUAUCAUAUCCAGUUGCUAGUUCAUUCUUUCAUUAUAAUUCUAAUAAUGAUUUAUCAACAACGACGACAACAACAACAACACCUAUGUUAAAUGAACAAUUAACUUCACAAAUAGAACAAUUGAAUAAUUUUUCAUUAAUUAAUGAAUCAAAACAUUUAAAUCAAUUAUCUAAUGAAAUGUCAAUGAAACGUUUAAAAUUAGAUAAUGUACAACAUACAAAUGAAUAUGAUUCAUCUAGAAAUUGUAAUAGUACAAAUUCUAUUAUACCAUGUGAUCUACGUGCUGAAAAUAAUGAAAUAAAUAAUGAUAUGAAUCGUCAAUUCAAUGUAAAUGAUACUAUUCAUACACAAUCAAUGAAUAAUCAUUCAUUAGAACAUGUACCAAAUGUUUCAAAUUAUAAUUUUUGGCAUAAACUCAAUUCUUAUCCAAUAUUUCCUUAUCGUUCGUCUCAUCAUCAUAAUACAAGUACUACUUAUAACUCUACUAAUGCUACUACUACUAUUAAUAAUGAUAAUCACUUAUCGAAUUAUUAUGAUCGAUAUAUGUGCAAUACAACAUUUCGAUAUUCACAUCCUUCAAAUAAUCCUACAUAUAAUUUGUCAAUUUUCCCACCCUAUUCACCAACUGGUGCACCAUCUCAUUAUUACCAUCAACAACAACAACAUAGUCAAGGAGAAUCGAACAUCAUGUCAGAGUCAAGAUUGUCAAAUACAUUCCCUUCAUUUAUUACUGAAUCUCAGAUAUCACUUCCAUCAUCUUCACCAUUAGUUACCAUGAUUACAAACACUACUAAUUUGCACAUAAGUAAUGCUUUAUUUUCAUCUCAUAUGAAUAGUAAUAAUGUCAAUGCACCAUGUAUAACUCUAACAGCUACAACUGUUAAAAAUUCCUUUUCUACCGUAUCGUCUGUGAUUACAUCUAUUUCGGAUACUCCUACCGAUACUAUUCAUAAUAAUCAUUGUAGCCAGAAAAAUUUAAAACGAAAGUCAAUAAAUAAUUAUGAUUUUAAUACAAGAUCACAAGAAGAUAUAAACAAAAAUAAAUCUGUUAACAAUUUAUAUGAAACAUCAAAUAUGUUGAAAGUCAAUAAUGACGAAGAUUUAAUUGACAAAAAUUGUGAAAAUAAUGAAACCGUUUUUAUUAUGUUAAAAUAUUAUUGUUAUGAAAAUGAUCGUAGUAGUGGUGGUGAUUAUUGUGAUGAUUGUUUAUUGUUUAUUCAUGAAUUGUCAACAAAUGCUACAAACGAUGAAUCACAACACUCACCAAUCUCAUCAUCAAUGGAUUAUUUUUCUCAAACAAAUUCCAUCUCACCACAAGACGAUAAUGUAUCACAAAUAAAUGUUUAUAAUAGUAAUAAUAAUAAUGAUAAUACUGAUAAUAAUAAUAUUAUCAUAAAGAAUAAAAAAAUACGUAAACCGCGUACAAUCUAUUCAAUAUGGCAAUUGCAAAUGUUAAAUCGACGUUUUGUUAAUUCUCAAUAUUUAAAUUUAACAGAACGUGCAAGUUUAGCAUCACAACUUGGCUUAACACAAACACAAGUUAAAAUCUGGUUUCAAAAUAAACGUUCCAAAUUGAAGAAAAUUCUACGUCAAGGACAAGAUCCUACAGCAUUUCUUAAUGGAACAACGAAUGAUACACCUGAGGAUGAUCAAAUGGGAAGUGAUUAUGAAGAAGAUUCACAUUCGUUAAAUUGUGGUGACACAUCGAAAUUGUCAUCCGAUCAAAUUGAAUACAACAGUCAUCAUUCACGUAUUCCACAUUCCAUACAGUCAAAUCCUCAACAUUUUCACUCAAUUAAUCAAAAUGAAGAUUUAGAAUUCAUUAAAAAUGGAACACAUGAAAUGAAUAACUUUCAGAAGAACAUAGGAAGAACUAAUGAUUAUGAUAAACGAUUUUUUCCUUUAAAUAAUAGUAAUACAAGCAGUGAGUUAUAUUUAAAGUCAAAAUUUCCACCUCAUUCUAAUGAAUCCAUGAAUCAAUUAACUGAUGAUGAAGCUAUCAAAAUUCCUACUCAUCAAUAUUUAACAUACACUGCACCUAAAUUAACCAGUGAACACCAUACAAAUACUUUUAUUCAAGCUGAAGAUCAUGUACCAGUUAAUAAUAUUCAAAAUCAUUUAUUAACUGAACAAUCAAAUAAUGUAAGUUGUAAUCUUUCGUCACAUUCCCUUUCUCAAUGUAAUACUCAUUCAUCGAAAUCUUCAUCACCAUAUUCUGAUGGUAAACAACAAAGUUAUUCUGAAAAUAUUAUUCAUAAUGAUGAACAAUGUUCACAUAAUUCAUGGUCUUCAUCACUUCCUACAAUCCAACAAAAAUCUAAUGUAGACGAGAACUGUUCAAAUUUACAAAAGAAAUCUGACUGUUCAACAUAUCAUACAAAUUCUAAUUGGACUUCUCUAAACAAUCAAUCAAUUCAUGGUAAAUCUGAUGAAAUUAAUCUUGAUAUUCAAUUACCACCGUCAUGGUUACCAAGUUCAGUGAAGAAUUAUCAACCUACUGAAAUUUUAAAUACAGUAUCUACAGAAGAAUGUAAAUUAUUCACUGAACAUGAAGAUCCAGUUAAUCAGUGGUGUAUUGAUCAGCCUAAUUUAAAACCACAAGCUGAAUCGACUAUAAUCGAAGUUCCAUAUGAAUAUACCUAUUAA